This is a messenger RNA of Coniophora puteana RWD-64-598 SS2, 873 nucleotides long. RefSeq lists its product as uncharacterized. The record is from RefSeq and is a predicted model, not a curated record. Bases 1 to 873 code for a protein of 290 amino acids. The transcript is spliced from 4 exons. NCBI's taxonomy places the organism in Eukaryota, Fungi, Basidiomycota, Agaricomycetes, Boletales, Coniophoraceae.
AUGCCCGAGGGCGUCACCGACCCCAACUACAGGCCUCUGCCUGGGCGCCUUGGUAAUCUCACUGUACAGCAGCAGCAUACCCUCGAGAAGUUCAAGAAGGAGCUGCAGGACGAGGGGCAUUUUGUCCCCGAGCGCAUGGACGAUGCGACCCUUCUGAGGUUCCUUCGCGCUCGCAAGUUUGAUUUGGCGGCGUCCAAGACGAUGAUCCUGGCGGCUGAGCAGUGGCGGAAAGAGUUUGGAGUUGACGAUGUCGUCGAGAACUUUGACUUCACGGAAAAGGAGAUCGUUGACAAGUACUACCCCCAGUACUACCACAAGAUGGACAAGGAGGGACGGCCAAUAUACAUUGAGCGCCUUGGCAAGCUCGACAUCAAGGAGCUCUACAAAGCCACCGACAUCGACCGCCAGCUCAAGCGGCUCGUGCUCGAGUACGAAAAGUUCCUCCACGAGCGUCUCCCCGCCACCUCCCGCGCGGUCGGGCACCCCGUCGAGACCUCGUGCACGAUUCUCGACCUCGGCGGCGUCUCGCUGACGAACUUCUACCGCGUCAAGGACUACGUGUUCAAGGCGUCCUCGAUCGGGCAGGACCGGUACCCGGAGUGCAUGGGCAAGUUCUACAUCAUCAACGCGCCGUGGGCGUUCUCCGGGGUGUGGUCGCUAAUCAAGCCGUGGCUCGACGAGGUGACGGUGUCGAAGAUCGAGAUUCUGGGCGGGAGCUACAAGGACAAGCUGCUCGCGCAGAUUCCGGCGGAGAACUUGCCCGCGGAGUUUGGCGGGAAGUGCACGUGCGCGGGUGGGUGCUCGCUCAGCGACGCGGGCCCGUGGAACGAGGACGCGGCUGCUUCGCCGGCGCCGGCUCAGCCUGAGGCUUGA